AUGGCGCGGCCGCGGCACGGCAAUCACCGCGACGAGCACGCCCGCCUUCUGGCGGAGCACGUGGAGCUGCUGGAGUCGAGCGUGCGCGAGCAGCUGGGGCCGCUGGCGGGUUCGCUCGUGCGCGCGCUCAACCGCCACGGCGCCCUGACGCUGCGGGAGCUCGCCGACGCCGUGAAGCGGGAGCCGUUUGGCAACCCGCUCAGCACCGGCGACGCGGCGCGGCACGUGGGGUGCCCGCUUGCCGUUCCCGCGCCGGCGGGGGAGGUGGGCACGGACGCGGCCAUCAAGGAGCUCAUGGCACGGCUUGUCCUGCACCGCGUCGUGUGCUACGACGCGGAGCGCCACGUGUACGGCGUGGCACUCGGCUACGGCCUGCUGCUGCGCACCCUCUUUCCGCUUGUCCUGCGCUUCUUCCAGCGCCGCUACGGCGAGACGGGUGUGACGCUGCUGAUGGUGUUCCACCAGCUGGCGACGGUGCCGUGGGAGGCGGCGCUGCGGCUCGCGACGGAGCGUCGGCCGGCACUCAGCGAGGCCCUGCGGCACUGCGCGCGGGAGAUGGAGCGGCUCGGCCUCGUUGAAUUCGUCUCCGCGGGGCGAGGCGGCGUGGAGGAGGCGGCGGCGGCGCCGACGGCGACCCUCUCACCGGACCCCUGCCGCCUGCACGUCGGCAACAUCCUCGCCGAGAUGCUGCACGACGCCAUUCAGCACCAGCUGCUCGCCGAGCGCUUCGCCGACGGCGGCGUGGCGGCUGCCGUGGUGGAGGCCUUCACGACGGCGGGGCGGGGCCGCCGCCUGGAGGAGCGCGCGCCCGGCUUUCCGCCGGUGCACCCCCGCACCAGCGUCUCUCUGCCGCUGCGGGUGCUGCUGCGGGAGGUCCCGCUGGCGGAGGCCGCCGUCGUGGCGACGGUGAGCCGCAUGUGCCGCCCGGACGGGGAGGCGCUGUUGAGCAACGACGGCACCGCCGCAGUGGCGGUUGAGGGCCCCUACCGCUUCCGCUACGACGCCGCCAUAGAGGCGAUGCAGCGGGACUGCUGCGAGCGGCUGGUGUUUGCGCGGCACGGGGUGCUGGGGGUGCGGCUGACGAAGCUGCUGCUGCAGCACCACAACAUGGAGGACCGCAUGCUCGCGGAGGAGGCCAUCGCCACGCUGCCCCGCACCCGUGAGGUGCUGCACGCCAUGCUGCGCGACGGCUACGUGCGCCAGCAGGAGGUGCCGAAGAGCGGCGUGAUGGCGGACCGGCAACCGAAGAACUCCGUGUUCCUGUGGGGCUGCAGCCUGGAGAAGGACCUGCUCCCCGCCGUCCGCGCGCAGGUGGCCAAGGCCCUCCGCAUUACGCUUGCGCGGCUCUCGCAGGAGCGGAAAGCCGCGGCGAACGAGGCGGCGUCGUUCACGGCGGCGGCGGCGGCGGCGGCGAGUGGCGUUGCUGGCGCCGCCCCCGGCGCUGCGGAGAGCGAGGCGGCGUGCCCCGCACCGGCGGCCGGCGUGCGAAGGGCCACCGGGGAGGUGACGGCCGAGACGCUGCGGUCGCUGCGCGCGGUGGCGGCGUUGGAGAGCUCCGCCUCCGCGCUGAUGGGGACGAUGCUGGUGCUUGACUUUUACUGA
Molecule: messenger RNA, 1602 nt
Organism: Trypanosoma conorhini
Lineage: Eukaryota; Euglenozoa; Kinetoplastea; Trypanosomatida; Trypanosomatidae
Exons: 1
Coding region: 1-1602 (533 amino acids)
Cellular component (GO): RNA polymerase III complex
Molecular function (GO): single-stranded DNA binding
Source: RefSeq, a predicted model, not a curated record